This is a messenger RNA of Daldinia decipiens, 2116 nucleotides long. Its product is annotated as HET-domain-containing protein. The transcript has a single exon. NCBI's taxonomy places the organism in Eukaryota, Fungi, Ascomycota, Sordariomycetes, Xylariales, Hypoxylaceae. The record is from RefSeq and is a predicted model, not a curated record. The coding region runs from base 97 to 1995 and encodes 632 amino acids.
GAACAUGGAAGUUCGACUUUACUAGCGUGAUGUUUGCUUCAUUAGGAGCUAAGAGCACUAAGAGCACACCAAUUUCAUUAAGAUACUUCUUUCGUGAUGAAGCCUAAACAUCGGAAAUUCAAAUCACCAUAUAUACAGCAAGAUAUCUCAAACAUAACUCACUACGAUGUUGAGGAGAACAAAGACUACGAAUCACCUAAACAACCAUACCGAAAGCCGGCAUAUCCAUAUCGAAAGUUAGAGGGGACAGAUAUUCGGCUGCUCUCCAUCGUACCAGCAACUGACCACAUUUUACCAGGCACUGACCACAUUGAAUGCCUUCUUCACCAGAUACCUCUCGAAGAAGUCGCACCGCGUCCUUUCAGUGCCCUGUCUUAUGUAUGGGGCGAUGUGACAGAUAAGAGGACCAUUUUAUUAGAAGGUGAACGAUUUCAAGUCACGAGAAAUUUGUUUAUAGCUCUCGGCGGAAUCAGAGAGGGCCCCGAAGAUCUUUAUCUCCCCGGUGACUAUUACUGGAUCGAUGCCAUCUGCAUCAACCAAGAAGAUGCAGAGGAAAGGUCUCAACAAAUACAACGUAUGUCUGAUAUAUAUCGCAUAGGCUGUAGCGUCAUUUGGCUUGGGCCUACACACGAAAUAUCUAUGAAGGGCUCAUCCAAGUCUCAAAUAUCGUAUGACGAAGCAAUCGAGAUCUUAUUCAAGAAAGUUAGUUUGAUGUGGACAGGAUGGGAUCCUGUGGAUGACAAUGGCAACUUGAUUAUAAACGAAACAUUCGGUCACGCUUACAGGGCAGUCAUGAAUGUGAUAGACGACAUAUUACAUCGGCCGUGGUUUGAGAGGCUAUGGACGAUUCAAGAGGCCUGUCUACAUAAAAUGCCGGUUGUUUUUGUUGGAAAUUACGGCAUAUGCCUAGAUGAUCUUAUAGAAUUCUUUUCAUACUUCGUCAAGAAGAACAAAAACCUUUACACCACCCCGGGAAUGGUGAGAAUGACUGCCAUAGCGAGGAUCCAUACAUUAUAUCUAAGAGCCCAUGAGGGACAAGUCGGCAAUUCAAGGAGAUUGGGAAUAGGGGAGGUCUUUUCUCAAAUACUCACGGCUUCCUUCAUUAAAAAAUCUACGGAUCCCCGGGAUCAAAUCUACGGUCUACUAGGUAUACUCAGGGAUAUCACAGGAGAAGAACUUCCGGACGAGUUAUUGCCGAACUACCAUAUGACCUAUACCGAGACGUAUUGGGCCUAUACUGCAUUCUUACUUCAGUCAGCCGGAGACUUGAAAUUGCUUGACUGUAGGCGCAAUGACCUCCAAGGUGUACCCUCCUGGGUCACUGACUUCCGUUCCACAUGCCGGGGUGAACCGGUAUUCGUGCCAUCCGUAUAUGUGUCACCUGACAAAAGGAUUCUACAUCUACAGGGUUGCAUAUUAGGGACAUUCCGCAGUGUCAUCCAUGCACUUGACAAGGAAACUGUAGUGCCACGCCGUGAGAAAAUACCGGUUGAGUUGACGAACGGCCUAAAGGCUUUCGAGAAGCACAUCUUUGAACCCUCAGCAUCCAUAAGAGGAAUAACAAUCAAAGAGACUUUAAACAGUAUGAUGGAGAAUGCGAGCAGGUAUACUGACGUAGAGAGCGCUGAAUUAUUAUACGAGGUCUACAGCAGUCUGCGUGAUUCGCCUAGGCGUAGAAGAUCACGAACCGCAAAGAAAAAAUGGACGAAAAAAAGAGGCAUGAUAGAGGUCUCAAUUGUCGCCCAGUUUCUAAUGCAUUAUAUAUUACUCCACGAUGGUACAAUUCUUUGCGCCCAUAGAAAGGAUAUUGAGGUGAGAACCGGCGAUCUAAUAUGCCUGUUUAAGGGGUAUGACGAACCUGGCAUAUUGCGUGCCUCCGGCGAGAAUUUUACCUUCCUAGGCCUGUGUAAUGUAGAAGGCGGACCUCUUCAGAAAAAGAUAUCAGACGCCGAUUUCUGGGCUAGUGCGCAAAUAGAGGAUAUUAAAUUAAUCUAGGAAACUGAUAGGGAGAAAUGCGUGGGAAUAUAAUAUUUAUAAUCCGAGGCGUGCUGCUCUCUCAAGUACUGUCGCUACAACUGUCAGAGAUACCCCUUGAUGGAUGUCAUACGUAGAGUGA